Procambarus clarkii (red swamp crayfish) is the source of this 798-nucleotide messenger RNA. NCBI's taxonomy places the organism in Eukaryota, Metazoa, Arthropoda, Malacostraca, Decapoda, Cambaridae. The record is from RefSeq and is a predicted model, not a curated record.
AUGAGGACUUUCCUUCCUCUUGUACAGUGUUCCCAAAAUUUCCCGAGGUUGCAGGUGGCCCUCCACAGUCGCCCUCAGACACCUGCCCCUCCACAGUCGCCCUCAGACACCUGCCCCUCCACAGUCGCCCUCAGACACCUGCCCCUCCACAGUCGCCCUCAGACACCUGCCCCUCCACAGUCGACCUCAGACACCUGCCCCUCCACAGUCGCCCUCAGACACCUGCCCCUCCACAGUCGCCCUCAGACACCUGCCCCAUCACAGUCGCCCUCAGACACCUGCACCUCCACAGUCCCCUCAGACACCUCCACUCGCCCCUCCACAGUCGCCCUCAGACACCUGCCCCUCCACAGUCGCCCUCAGACACCUGCCCCUCCACAGUCGCCCUCAGACACCUGCCAGACUCCACAGUCGUCCUCAGACACCUGCCCCUCCACAGUCGCCCUCAGACACCUGCCUCAGAUACCUGCCCCUUCACCCCCCACAGUUGCCCUCAGACACCUGCCCCUCCACAGUCGCCCUCAGACACCUGCCCCUCCACAGUCGCCCUCAGACACCUGCCCCUCCACAGUCGCCCUCAGACACCUGCCCCUCCACAGUCGCCCUCAGACACCUGCCCCUCCACAGUCGCCCUCAGACACCUGCCCCUCCACAGUCGCCCUCAGACACCUGCCCCUCCACAGUCGCCCUCAGACACCUGCCCCUCCACAGUCGCCCUCAGACACCUGCCCCUCCACAGUCGCCCUCAGACACCUGCCCCUCCACAGUCGCCUUAGACACCUGCCCCUCCACAAGUAA